Molecule: messenger RNA, 2225 nt
Organism: Macadamia integrifolia
Lineage: Eukaryota; Viridiplantae; Streptophyta; Magnoliopsida; Proteales; Proteaceae
Product: monofunctional riboflavin biosynthesis protein RIBA 3, chloroplastic
Exons: 7
Coding region: 465-2027 (520 amino acids)
Biological process (GO): riboflavin biosynthetic process
Cellular component (GO): cytosol
Molecular function (GO): GTP cyclohydrolase II activity; 3,4-dihydroxy-2-butanone-4-phosphate synthase activity
Source: RefSeq, a predicted model, not a curated record
AUGAGAGAUGAACAACUUCAACUACCCCAUAACUAUUCCAUGGGAGGAAAAAAACUACCCGGGUUGUGAUCGGACAUUGAAAGAUUACCCGUCGCCAGGCAAAGGCCCUGGAACAAAGUGAAACCACUUAGGAUUGACUAAUUUAUCUGGCCUGCAUCAUCGAUUUUGAUUCCAAAUGAUUUUGAUGUGGGUUGACAUGAUGUCGGGUUCCUAAUCUCCCAUUUUGUUUGAACCUUGGAGGUGGAAAGGAUAAUGGUUCACAGGGGGGUUAGUUUACUCGAUAUUUAUGUGGUUCUAAUGUUUCCGUAUCAUCAUCCUUCAUUGGAUAAUAUACAAAUAAAAAAGACAAGAAAAUCCCAAACUUGGUGCGGGCUUUGCUUUAGUGACACGUAAGUUAAUCUGGGAAAGAGGCUGAGAGGGAAACCUGAAAAUUGGAGAGACAAGCUCCGUGGAGUUUCAAUUCCAUGGACUCUUUUAUGCUUCAGCAUCCCUUAGUUCCUCAUAUUUUCAUUCGCUCAAGAUAUCCACGCUCCUUCGCCACUACUCAGAAUCUGGGACUCGUUCCAAGUAGAAACAAGUGCUUGAAAUUGAAUUGUGGAACUGGAAGUGGAGGUGGAAGCUGGUUUGAUGGAGUUUCUCUUGAUGGUUAUGAAAAUGGAGCAGUCCCAGGUGCUCUUAAAGAGUCAGCUGUGGCACCUUUCCGGACAUUAAAUGCUGAAAUUACUCCUGAAACAAUUGAUUUUUUUGUUAGUGAUGCCGAGGGCGAUCCUGAUUGCCCAUCGAAGGGUUUCUCCUCGAUUGAUCAGGCUCUCAACGCUCUUCGUCAAGGAAAGUUUGUGAUUGUGGUAGAGGAUGAAAAUGUGGAUGUCGAAGGCAACCUUGUCAUGGCAGCAUCUCUUGCAAGUGCUCAGGAAAUAGCAUUUUUGAUCAAGCAUGGCUCAGGAAUUGUGUCUGUAGGUAUGAAAGAAAAUGAUUUGGAAAGGUUGAAGCUUCCUCUCAUGUCUCCUGACAGUGAAGAUGAAGACUCCUCUGCUCCAACUUUCACAGUCACAGUGGACGUAAAAGCUGGUGUAUCAACUGGAGUUUCUGCUUCAGACAGAGCAAAGACAGUUCUUGCUUUUUCAUCACCUGGUUCUAAGCCAGAAGAUUUCAGGAGGCCAGGCCAUGUGUUUCCCCUUAAAUACCGAAAUGGUGGGGUGCUAAAAAGAGUUGGCCAUACUGAGGCUUCUGUAGAUUUGCUCAUAUUGGCUGACUUGGAGCCUGUAUCUGUUCUUUCAGCUGUCAUUGAUGCAGACGAUGGUUUUAUGGCACGCUUACCUGCUUUAAGAAAGUUAUCCUUGGAGCAUGGCUUGCCAAUUAUCUCAAUCACUGAUCUAAUCAGGUAUAGAAGAAAGAGGGAGAGACUGGUAGAAAGAACGGCUGUUUCCCGUUUACCAACCAAGUGGGGUCUGUUUCAGGUUUACUCUUACCAGUCAAAGUUGGAUGGAACAGAGCACAUUGCUGUUGUAAAGGGAACUAUUGGUGAUGGACAAGAUGUUCUUGUAAGAGUUCACUCAGAAUGUCUGACUGGGGACAUAUUUGGCUCGGCUCGAUGUGAUUGUGGCAACCAAUUAGCCUUGGCAAUGCAGUUGAUAGAACAGGCAGGUCGAGGAGUGGUCAUCUACCUCCGUGGACAUGAAGGAAGAGGAAUUGGUUUGGGUCGCAAACUUCAGGCCUACAAUUUGCAGGAUCAAGGGCAUGAUACAGUUGAAGCUAAUCUAGAACUUGGAUUAGCCGUUGAUGCCCGUGAAUAUGGGAUUGGAGCCCAAAUCUUGAGGGACAUUGGAGUGCGUACUAUGCGCUUAAUGACAAACAACCCAGCCAAGUUCACAGGGCUCAAGGGUUAUGGUUUGGCUGUUGUUGGUAGGGUUCCUGUCUUUUCUCCCAUUACAGAGGAAAACAAGAGAUACCUAGAAACAAAGCGAACAAAAUUAGGCCAUGUCUAUGGGUCUGAUUUACCUUCUACAGAUUCAUCGACCGCAAUGUAAAUAACAAGCUCCACAAAAUGAAGCAUUACAGAUUUAUUGGUUAUUUCUCAUAGUACACUGAAGAACUACUUACUUUAUACCAUACAAGAGUUGAAUGUCAAACUAUGAAGAGGACCGUGUGCUGGUUGAUUAUAGAUGGGUGCAUGCUUUCUGUUCACAUUAUGGAUUGAUUCACAAUGAACAUCACCUUCCGGCUUA